CUCUUGUGUAAUAUUAUCACGUAAUAAUGUCAUCAUCAUCGUCUGGGAGCAGCAAGACCACGACUUCGAUGGCCGUGCUCAUUUCCUUUGGCAUUUAUAUAGGCAUCUUCGCUGGUAUGGUCCUAGCCUAUUGUCUGGUUAAACAUAAAGCUCCGAAGCUUUAUAAUUGUCGUGAUAAUAUCCCUGAGUUAAGGUGUCCACUUUCGGAUAGAAAAACUGGUAAAUGGUCGUGGAUACGCGACGCUGUGUUGACAAGCGACGAUGAUCUUAUGCGUUAUGCUGGCCUGGAUGCAGCAGCGUUUAUACGACUUCUGAAAAUGGGGAUAAAAAUCUCGUUAGUGGGAUGUUUUAACUCAAUAUUCCUCAUCCCUAUAUACAAAUACCAAGAUCGCAAUGAUGGGUCUAACGAAAGCGAUACUAUGCAGUCGUGGAGUCUAGGUAACCUCCUCAAUGGUGACUCGGCGAUGAUCGCUACCCUCUUGGCAUCUUAUUUAUUCUAUGGUUACUCUAUGUAUCUCAUUUAUCAUGAGUUUAGUUGGUAUCUACGCAGACGUCAUGAAUUUCUGGCUCGCAAGAGUUUGGAAAAUUACACGAUAUUUGUGCGUGGCCUGCCGCAGGAAUUGCGUUCGAAUCAAGCAUUGAGGAAUUUCUUCGAGGAAGUCGCCCCUGGGAAGGUAUUGGAUGCUCGAGUGGCUCUGGACAUUGACGAUCUGGAGAAGCAGGAAGCAGAUAGGAGUAAGAUUAUACCCAAGCUGGAGCAUGCUUAUAAUGUUGCCGAAUAUGAGGGGGAGCGUCCAGAGAUGAAGAUUAAGAUGUGUGGUAAGGAGAAGAUGGACACUAUCACAGUGUUGGAGAGACGACUAGCUGCAUUGAAUCGAUAUUGUGAGAAGACUGUCCGAUCAGCGGAGGACUUCCAAGAGAAGGCUGAUGAGCUCUUCCGGGAGCAACUGGAGGAAAAGGAGAAAAGGGAGGAGGAAGCUGAGCGGGGGUUGAGUAAGCAGUUGAUUAAUCUAACGAAGGCCCCUGUGAAUAUCGUUAAGGAUGUUGCUGAUAUAGUACCUCUACCCAAGGCUCUAAUGCCGACUAACCUUCUACCCUUUGGAGAGAAGCCUGCCUUCCAGACUAGAAGUGACGGUUUUGUAACUUUCCGUUCAUUAAAGGCCUCUAUGUCGGCUUUACAGAUGGUGCAUUCAGCUACACCAUUCAAGUUGUAUGCUAUGCCUGCUCCCCUGCCAGAUGACGUGUUCUGGGAUAAUGUAGGUGUACCUCAUAUGAGGCAGGAAUUGGGUAUGCUACUCUCUAUCUCUCUAACGGUUGUCUUAUGUGUGUUCUGGACGGUACCUGUGGCUUUCGUAUCGUCAGUAUCACAAGUCCAAAACUUAAAGAGAGAGUUGCCAUUCUUGGAGACCUGGUCGGAGGCCUGGCCCGGUAUUGAUGUGCUACUACAGCAGAUCUCCCCUAUUCUGUUGUCUGUUCUCAACUCUUUAUUGGUUGUUUUCUUGAAGUUAUUCUCUCAGCUUGAGGGCCACAUUUCCAACUCUACCUUGAGCGCCUCAUUGUUUGCUAAGUUAGCGGCAUUCUACAUUAUACAGACCUUCUUCGUUAGUGCUAUAGCUGGUAGUCUUCUGGCGAGUCUACAUGAGCUGAGUGUCGAUCCUUGGGGUACUAUCCAAGAUAUUUUGGGUAACAACCUCCCCCAACAGGCUAACUACUUCAUGUCCUUCGUAUUUGUCCAAGUUGGACCCCCACUAGGCUCGGAGCUCCUACGAUACACACCAUUAAUAAAAGCACUUGUUCGGAAGAACAUUGGUCCGAGGUUGACGGAGAAGGAGAGGAGUCAGGCCUUCUUUGGCCUGGAGCCCUUGAGUAACCCUGUGACAUUAGAUCAACCUAAGUUGUUGUCCACGGUUAUGCUCUUCUUCAUGAUUCUCUUUGUUUACGCUGUAACGUCUCCUUUUGUUUCUUUCGUAAUGGCAUUUGCCUUUGCUUGUGAAGCUGUUAUAUACAAGAAUCAAUAUGCAUUCAUAUAUGAUCCAAGUAAUGAUAGUGGUGGACAGAUGUGGACUAGAGCCAUGCGGUUCAUCAUAUUCUGUGAGAUAGUAGCCGAGAUUACAGUUAUGGCUGUGCUAGCUAUCAAGGAGGGUGCGGUCGCUUCUCCUCUUAUGAUUCCUCUCUUUAUUGCUACUAUAUUAUUCUGGCUCUAUCUAGAGCAACAACACUUCCGAGUAGCUGUGUAUUUGCCAUCAAGGACGUGUGUGGAGGUAGACUCGGCUAGGGAUAAGUUGGCCGAGAUUGAUUUCGAUGCUUGGUUUGGUGCAUAUCGACAGGAGGCUCUCAAGGUUGUGUAUGAGGUCAAUGUAAAAUGCCGAGACAAGGAGACAGCUGAAAGAUUCUUCGGAUGGCUGGUCAAUCAAGGUCAUGUCGCGGAAGUUGUUAAGAAUGAAGGAUUCUCUUCGGCUGAGGUUUUUACGGAUGUUGAGGAUGCCCGUAAGUUGGUUGCGAGAUAUGUAGUUGACAGUGUGGAAGAUCUAGAUGCGUACUCUAGCGGUCCUGGGGUAGUGAAGGAGAUAGCACUCAAGAAAGAAGGCAUUGAGAAAUUUGGAAGUGAGCAGCAAGUGGUUUCAUUCACUCCUUUAACGAUGAUUUCCGAGAAAUCAAUUAACACGAGCAAGCUCAUGAGCAUGUUGGACGAAGGUUCUAACCUUGAGGAUGAGUGCGCGAAAUUGCGGUCGUCUGUUAUUCGCUGUACGUCUAAGCACUCAGCCAAUUUCUACAUCCGAGCCGUCCAGAACUUCCUAAAAGGCAUGCCGGCCAAGGGUGAGCUCCCUGCUAAAAUGCCAAUCGAUCGUGUACAAGUGACCGGCCUAGCCGCGGCUAUCACCUAUGCAGUAGCUGCUGCUACCGCAACGCAGUCGGCAGGGGUUGGCAAGAUAGUUAGCAUAAAGACUGGUGUGGUCAUGGUCCAACCUGAUCGUCCUGUGGGGAGGUCCGCCGCCGAGGAACAUGGUGUGCCCAGUAUUAGUAUUGUUAUCGAGCGUGUAGUAGAUAGUGGUGAAGAUGCAAUGAAAAAGGAGGAGGCCGCUGGUGAGCCCGUUAAGAAAAGCGAUUGA
Messenger RNA from Perkinsus marinus ATCC 50983, 3110 nucleotides. RefSeq lists its product as hypothetical. Lineage: Eukaryota; Perkinsozoa; Perkinsida; Perkinsidae. Bases 27 to 3110 code for a protein of 1027 amino acids. The transcript is spliced from 9 exons. The record is from RefSeq and is a predicted model, not a curated record. Gene Ontology annotation, cellular component: plasma membrane. Gene Ontology annotation, molecular function: calcium-activated cation channel activity.